Molecule: messenger RNA, 1687 nt
Organism: Physcomitrium patens
Lineage: Eukaryota; Viridiplantae; Streptophyta; Bryopsida; Funariales; Funariaceae
Molecular function (GO): metal ion binding
Source: RefSeq, a predicted model, not a curated record
UCUGCAGUGAUAAUGGAACUGCUCGUCUGUUAUAAAUUUUCUCGAGUUUCUUCAUUCACCACUUCAUUCCCUAGCUUCUCAGUCUCAGUCUCUUCAAUGUUCAGCACACAUCCUGGUUCCUCAUCUUUUCACCUAGCUCGGUGUCUCAGUGUCUAAGUGUCGUGGUCUCUUUCUCAUUCCAAUUGCAACGCUGGUUGUGAUUCGAUAUCCGGUGCAGCAGCUCCUCAUCGCUGUUGAUAGUAGACUAUCUUGUCGUCUGGCCUUAAAUAUUGAAAGCAGAUCUUGCAUUGGACAUCUUGGCGGUUACGUUGGGAAACAGUGUUGCUGUGUUCAGGACGGUUGGAGUAGCAGCGAUGAGCCUCAAUGAUGUCUUUUUAGCGCGCAGUGAGCCUUGGUGGAUGAACGAGCACCCUCUUCCUUACAGAGAUGCAGGGAAUUCUCCGAGGACAGAAUUGAGGGCGGUUAUGUGCUGCAACAAGUGUGAGGAAAAAGUUCGGGAAGAAAUCAGUGAAGCGUACGGUGUGGAAGAGAUUUUCACAGACCAAACACGUUCAAAAGUUGUGGUCUACGGCUAUGUGGACAAACAUGAUGUGUUGAAGAAGACGAGGAAGGUGGAUAAAAGAGCGGACAUAGUGUCGUCCGAUUCGUUCACGUUCUACCACGAUAAUCACAGCAAACACCGCAAGCAUCACAAACACAGCCAGGGGUAUUUCUUCGACAACAGCCGCGGCCACAUCCACAACCGCACAGGCAACCAUCUGCCAAUAUUUGAAGUGACUGGCAGUCCUCGCUAUAACUCUAGCUUCGUCCAGUCCAGCUCAUAUGACAACAUCUCCGACCGCCGACAUAGCAGCUACUACGUGCCUGGGUACCAAUCAACGCAAACAAGCAACAACAGACUCAAUUAUAAACCCGACUCCAGGUACAGGCAUUUAAACAAUGGCUAUCAAUCCGAGCCAGAGAAUAGAUACCGAUACCAUGACUAUGAAUCAAGCGAAUACGGACCCCAGCAUGACCAUCGAUACAGGUACGGGUACAGCGGCUACAAACCAAGCCAGAGCUAUCCUCCGAGUUAUGUCGAAAGAGAUUACCGAGGUUCACCAUAUCCAUUGGGCAUCACGAACCCCACCUACAUAAAACAUAUCAAGUGCUCUUGAUUUCUGAAGGUCAUCGUCAACGAAUUUGAAGCUUCGUGUACAACACGCAAUAUGUAUGUAUGUAUAUAUAUAUAUAUAUAUAUAUAGAAAGAGAGAGAGAGAGAGAGAGAGAGAGAGCGAGAUGUCAUAUGACAUUAGUCGUGCACGCCGUGGAGUCUUAUAAAAAAAGAUUUCGACUCUGUUCAUUCUGAAGUUUGCAAAAAACAAUGAUCAUGGCGGCUGUUGUAUUCUUUGGCUGGAAAACCAAACAUGCUUUAGAAAACCAGAGAAAGAACGAUACAAGAGCAGAAAUUCAAUGGGAGGUAUACAAAAGUAAACUCCCUGUCCGUCGAAUAUUCUAUCGAAGCUUCAUUCUGCUUUCAGAAUAUUGGCUCAGCUUCUGAUUUUGUGAAUACAACCUUGGAGGCUGUAUUUGGAAAUACAAAAUAUUUGUACAGUGAGCAGACUUUCUGCAUAAUGUAUCUAAUGGUGAGGUGGGUGAUAAGUGAGCUUGCUCCGAUGCUGGUUCAUAUGUUGUUUACAACGUGAAA